CCUGUUUUGAUUUGAACUACUUUGAGUAAGCGUUCAAAGACCGCUCGAGUGCGGAUGAAUUCGUAAACUCUCCUCACUCUUGUUGUAAUUGGGUGAUGCGUUCAAAGACCAGUUGGCUCAAAUGCAGCCCAACCGCCACGUGUCAACCCUUCGUUUAAAUCGGCGUGAUGGUGAAAAAAAUCAGUAGACGAGAUCCGGGUCUCCCGGAUUGACAGCAGGGCUAUCCGGGGCCAGAGGCGGCAGCUGUGGGAUGUGUCCACGUCCGAGCACCGCCCUCACACACCGGCUGACAUCCAGCACGCAACACCCACGAGGGAACUUUAGUGCUAUUUUACUCCCAGACAUGUGAGUGACUUCUCUUCAUGUCGGUGAAUCUGCUCAGGGUGAGACACCUGACUUUGUUGUUGAAUUUUCUCAAGGCAUCAUCCUCAGCAGCAGCUGGUGGAAAUUUGUGUCCUGUUGGAAUGAAAACACCUCUACUCCAUUCAAUGAGACCGGGCAUGACGGCACAGGCUGAGCGGAGGGUGUAGCCACAUCUGGCGGAGCGCUUGCGAGAAGCACUAGCCUUGGCGCACCGACGCAUCUGCCACCGCCGUCGGAAAAGAUGGGAGAGACAGAGGAUGAGCGGGAAAGUGACACUGGAAAGCUCUUCGAGGACUUUGUCCAGGCUUCCACAUGUAAGGGAACGAUGCAGGCCUUUAACGUCCUGUGCAGGCAGCUGGACUUGGACCCCGCUGAUCACGCCACCUUCUACAACUGUCUGAAGGCCAAGGUCACAUCCUGGAAGGCCAAAGCACUAUGGAGUAAGCUGGAUAAGCGAAUGUCCCACAAGGAGUACAAGAAUGGUCAAGCCUGUGUGGGCACCAAGUGCCUCAUCAUCGGAGGAGGUCCAUGCGGCCUGCGCACGGCCAUCGAGCUGGCCUUGAUGGGGGCUAAAGUGGUGGUGGUCGAGAAGAGGGAUUCCUUCUCCAGAAACAACGUGCUGCAUCUCUGGCCUUUCACCAUUCAUGACCUGCGGGGUCUCGGAGCCAAAAAGUUUUAUGGCAAAUUCUGCGCUGGGGCCAUCGAUCAUAUCAGUAUCAGGCAGCUGCAGUUAAUGCUGUUAAAGGUGGCCCUCAUAGUUGCAGUGGAGUUUCACAUUAAUGUUGAGUUUGUCAAACUGGUAGAACCUCAAGCAAGCCAAGAAAAUGAAGGGCCGGGGUGGAGAGCUGCAAUCCGACCUGCUGAUCACCCCCUGGCUGACUUUGAGUUUGACGUGGUGGUGGGGGCUGAUGGGCGCAGGAACACGCUGGAAGGUUUCAAGAGAAAAGAUUUCCGAGGCAAACUGGCAAUCGCCAUCACUGCCAACUUCAUCAAUAGGAACACAACGGCAGAGGCCAAGGUGGAGGAGAUCAGUGGUGUGGCUUUUAUUUUCAACCAGAAGUUUUUCCUUGACCUCAAAGAAGAAACAGGCAUCGACCUGGAAAACAUUGUGUACUACAAAGAUAACACACACUACUUUGUUAUGACGGCAAAGAAACAGAGCCUGCUGGAUAAAGGCGUCGUCAUAAGUGAUUACGCAGAGACACAGAGGCUGCUGAGCAGCGAUAACGUCAACCAGGAAGCUCUCCUGUGCUACGCCCGGGAGGCUGCAGACUUUGGCACAAACUACCAGCUUCCCACGCUGGAUUUUGCCAUGAACCACUGCGGCCAGCCGGACGUGGCCAUGUUCGACUUCACCAGCAUGCACGCCUCUGAGAACGCUGCUCUAGUCAGGGAGAGGUUUGGACACCAGUUGCUGGUGGCGCUCGUGGGCGACAGCCUGCUGGAGCCUUUCUGGCCUAUGGGAACGGGCUGUGCAAGAGGUUUUCUGGCUGCUUUUGACACGGCCUGGAUGGUUAAGAGCUGGGCUCGGGGUCGAGCGGUUCUCGAAGUGUUGGCAGAGAGGGAAAGCAUUUACAGGUUGCUCCCGCAAACAACACCCGAAAACAUUGCCAAAAACUUGGAACAGUACACCAUCGACCCGGCGACAAGAUACCCCAACCUCAUCUCUUCAUGUGUCAGGCCUCACCAGGUGCGUCACCUAUACUUGAAUGGAGAGCUGAAUUCGUGCUCUCUGGAGCGUGCUGCCUCCAUCCGUCGACCUGUUAAUGUUUGCAGGCGAGAAUCUGAGAUUCGACCGGCCAGGCUUCUCACGUGGUGCCAGAAACAGACAGAAGCUUACAGGAAUGUAAAAAUCACGGACCUGACAUCCUCUUGGAGUAGCGGACUGGCCUUGUGUGCCUUGAUCCACAGGUUCAAACCUCAUCUGAUAGACUUUGAGUCGUUAAAUGAGGAAAACCUGACCGACAACCUCCAGCUGGCGUUUGACAUUGCGGAGCGAGAAUUUGGAAUUAGACCAUUCGUGUCUACAAAAGAGCUGAAGGUGUCCUCGGAGCUAGAUAAGACCAAUGUCAUCAACUUCCUUUCCAAAUUCUACGAACUCUUCAGAGGCACACCUUUACCUGAUACAGGCUCCAGAAGAGUGGAUGAAAACAGUGAAGAUUAUCCAUCUAAGGAAGUCCGAAGUAAUAAUAACUUUCUUAAUCUUGCUGUGCCACGGAAACGAGUUCCCAAGGAUGAGAAAAAGACAGAUGGUACAGAUCCCACUUAUAAGAGGAGGAGAAAAUUUUGCACCUACCUGGAGGAGGCCUCCAAUUCUUCCACUAAAGGGACCUCGUCAUGGGACGGAAGACAACCCAAAGAGAACAAAGUGCGCUCAUUGGCGACACAGUUACAAGCCAAAAUGGAAAGCAGGUCAACCUACACCCAAAGGAAACAGUCAGACUGCAAGAGUUCCUCCUCUCUUCAAACUCUCGACUCUGCCGAGUAUGCGCGCUUUAAAAUAUCGCCUCCCACCACGCCCGAGCUUCCAUCUGAGACACAGUUUGAAGUCAGUCUCCGACGCACAGCGCAGAAUUUAGUCUCUGUGGAGUCUCGACACAAACCCCGCCAGCUCCCGCCUCAGUCACAGUGCGACUUCUCCAUAGUGAGGCUCAGACAUGUUGCUCAGACACAUGAGCUUGUCGAGACCUCGCCAGAACCGGAGGGCGAAGUGUUUACCGCGCCCUCCGUCCACUCUGCAGUCGCGUUCAUGUCCAGAGUCCUUCAGCGCCUCAAGGAGGUGGAUGAACUCAUUUGUGAGAGAAAAGCUCAAUCCCAACAAACUAGAGAGUUUCAGUCAAAGAGCAUUAAAGAGAAAGCACUUCACCUGCGUGGUUUGAUCUCAGCAGACAGCUCUGUUGGUAUCAAGGACACUUCUCUCCAGAGGGUUUUCUCCACCCAAUCGGGCGAAAAAUGUCACUCCUGCGAGCGGCGUGUUUAUUUGAUGGAGAGGAUUUGUGCAGAAGGCUUCUUCUUCCACAGGGAGUGCUUUCGCUGCACCACCUGCAGCUCUACCCUGCACCAGGGGUCACAUGCUUUUGAUUCUCAACACGGAAAGUUGUACUGCAAGCUUCACUUUGAUCAGAUCAACAAUGGGACAAGCCUGCGUAGGAACAUGUCAGCACGUUUGAAUCAUUAUGGUCGCCGGUUUGUGGAGCAACACGCCGCUCUGGAAGAAAUGUCCUCCUCUGGCUGUUCAGCGGCACUGCAGGACCAGCCUGCAGCAGGUACCUUCAGCUCUUUAUUGAGGAAGCAGCUAAGCAGGCCCCUCAACGUGGUGCGGGCUGUGUGUAGUGCCCCCUGGCGUGCGGGGCGCUGUGUGUCAGGGGCAGCACAAGCCUUGGUUUGCCACCUCCGGGACAACGCCCAGGACUAUGUCUUUCUGUACGAGCUACUGAGCUUGACCUUGCCCCUGCUGCAUAUUUUAUACGAGGUUCUCCUGCAGAUGCAAACAGAGCCCAUGCCUAGCAGGCCCGACUCUUCGUUGUAGCAGUUUAUUGGGCUCAUCUAGACAACAAAAUUGAAGCCAAAAUUUAAGACAUUUGUUAGUUUUAGUGCAGCUCUGCACACCUUUAUUUUAAGUGAUGAUGAAUUAGGUCAAUAGCAUAAUUGCCCAAGUCUUUUUUUGAAUGUUUCAUAAAACAAGAAGGCUCAAUUCAAACUUUGUGAAUUAUCGCUUGAGCCAAUCGAAAGAGCACAUGUUGAAAAUCGCCACAAAAAGAGCGAGAUAAAGAUGCAUUUUUAAGUGGUUAUUAGAAUGGUCGUUUUUAUUAUAUUUUUAUUCUUUUUUUUUUUUUUUUUAGACAGUUACCCUUUACAGUAGGGCAAGUAACAAUUUUUGGUCAUUAAAAAAAGGCCUGGGCUCCAAAUACAUAAAUAAUUACACAGAAAUACAGUCCUGGUUAUGCCCCCCAAUAACACUCUAAAGUUUAUUUUCUCAAUUCACAGUAUUUUACAUUGCCUCUAUUGACAAAGAUAGGAGUGGCUGUGAAUGCUCAUGUUAUAGUGUCAUUGACGCCACUCCAUUUUGCCUGGUUGGGUUAGCAGCGAUCUUUCCAUGCCAACUUCUCCCAGUCAAAAUGGAUUGGAUGUCAAUGGCAGCCAAUGAGUCAAAUGAGUGCCCUGUGUAGCAUUCAGUAUGAUUUGGGCAAUUAUUCUAUUAAAAAAACAUUGAAUAGAAUGCUGCAUCUAGAAAUUAGUAAAGCAAUUGCAAUCAAAUAUUUCACGAAAUGCUGUAUUAAGACGUAACAUUAAAGAAAACCUAAAUGCAUCCCACCAUAGUUUACUCACCAAAUGCUGGAUGAAAAUCUUGAGAUAUAUGAACAUUACAAUUUUGACUGUCUGUCCUAAAUGUAAUGGAAUGAAAUCUUGAUUAUUCAAAAGAGGAGACUAAGUAAUAUGCGCAUCAACAAAGCGCAACCACUUAAAUCAUACACAUUAGCAAAAGUGAAAUGAGCCACCUUUUUGGCAAGCAUGAGUGCACUUGAAAUGUCAGGCUGCUAAAAUGACAAAUGCUUGCUGGAUGUUUUCAUAAGUGAUCCGUGGAGGGCCUACUCUGGCACAAUUCCAAUUGCUAUACUCAGGUCAAGACGACUGACUGCCUUCUUGCACUUUAUUUUUGAGAACCGCCUUGAGGAUUUAAAAGCAGCAAAAAAUGGACUGAAGUCAAGUGGGAUCUUUGCACAUAUGCAAUUUGCUAUAUUUCAUACUGGGGACGAGUCUUUGUAUUUACUUUGUACUUUGCUGCCAUCUACUGUCGAGUCUCAGCAAAACGGGGGUAUAAACACAAGCCUGCUUCAGUUCUUUCUAGUUCUGUAACACUGACUUUUUCCCCCCUCUCCCUUUUAAUAAUAUACUGUAGACAAUAGAGGUUGGCUAGCUCGCCACUCUUGCUGUAUUUUCUACAAAAAAAGCCUCUCAGUGGCUUCCUGCUAAAUCUAAUGAUGCUAUCGAGCACUUUAGAGAAUUGUGUACUACAUGUUUGUUAACAGCAUAAAGGCUCUCAGCUAAUCAUAUGCUGUAUGACUGAAAUAGCUUUAAACUUAGUUGAAGUUGGUAGAAAUUCAUGUUGUUUGGAGAGAGAAAAAAAAAAAACUUCUUUAAAAAACAAUGACAAAAGCUAAUGUGUGUACAAAUGUUACGUUUGCACAAUGCCACCACAAUUGUAUCAUAUUCCUUCUGAAUGUCACAACUGUAUCUUGUCGUCAAGACUUUCUGCUUAAUUGCAUUGUUUUCCAUCCUUAGCGUUUGUUCUUUGUGUUUUAGACGAUUCUCUUGGCUUCAUAUGAUGUGUCUGAGCUGACCGGAUGGUUACAAAUAUGUUAAAGGUGAUCAAGUGCAUGGUCACAAGCCGUUUGUGUUUUAUUUCCAAAUAACUUGAAGUGUCCAUAUGCUAUUACUGCAUUUCCAAUAGUGAGUGGAUUAAAGUUGGCUUUGCCUUUGACGUUACUUCCCAUGACUCUGAAAUGCUUCCUUGUUUUUUCAUAAUGAACUAAUAACAUAAGGGUAAAAAUUCUUAACAAUGACUUUCUAAUUAAUAUGUAUUGGUAAAAUGAUUGAAAAUAAUAUAUCACUGUGUAUAACUAAGACUGAGAGGUCCAGCUUUUUUAGUGAUGAAUUUUGAAUGUAUUUGUGAAUGUCAUAAAUCCAUCACAAAAGGCUCCAAACUAAUUUUGCAAGUGGCUGCUUCAAAAGGCAUGGUUUGAUUGAAAAUGCAACCCUAAAAACAAUAAUGACCAACUCCUGAAGAAAAACAUAACACCCAAAAAUGUUACAAAAUUUAAGCUAAUUCAUGCAUGUGUACUGUCAACUGAAAACAUUCAGAAUUGGCAUCCAAAGAUAAAUAUAAAGAUUUGCAGUUCAGGUUGGCAUUCCAGGUAUUUACUGUGCAUCUGAGCUGAUAUAAUUUUAUUUAAUUUAUUUUUUUUUCCGAGACCCCAAUUAUUAGGUUAGCAAAAGUAUAGGAACAAUCGGACAUUUAAAAAAAAAUACUUAGGACCUGCUGGAAGUUACAUUCUUGUGGAAUUGUGAUUAACUGGAUGAAAACCAGACAGAUUUCAGCUUGGUUCACGUAAUUUUCGGACUGUAAGGGAGAGACAGCGAGAACAGAAAGUGGUAUUUGACAUAUGGCAAAAUGGCUUUUGGUGUAUGGCUUUUUUUUUUUUUUUUUUUUUUUAAUAUAUGGCAAAAUGGCUUUUGGCAUAUGUCAGU
This is a messenger RNA of Corythoichthys intestinalis (scribbled pipefish), 6612 nucleotides long. It is a transcript of the gene mical2a, whose product is annotated as microtubule associated monooxygenase, calponin and LIM domain containing 2a. Gene Ontology annotation, molecular function: protein binding; FAD binding. The record is from RefSeq and is a predicted model, not a curated record. Lineage: Eukaryota; Metazoa; Chordata; Actinopteri; Syngnathiformes; Syngnathidae. The coding region runs from base 605 to 3892 and encodes 1095 amino acids. The transcript has 22 exons.